Messenger RNA from Lutra lutra (Eurasian river otter), 1031 nucleotides. RefSeq names its product sulfotransferase 1C2-like. Gene Ontology annotation, cellular component: cytoplasm. Bases 60 to 719 code for a protein of 219 amino acids. Gene Ontology annotation, molecular function: sulfotransferase activity. Gene Ontology annotation, biological process: sulfation. Lineage: Eukaryota; Metazoa; Chordata; Mammalia; Carnivora; Mustelidae. The record is from RefSeq and is a predicted model, not a curated record. The transcript has 6 exons.
ACACUAAUUUGAGCCUCUGCAAUUGCCAUACCCCAGGAACGCUUUCCUGCUUCCUUGGAAUGCACUUUACGUGCCCACCGACCCUUGAUCAGGCCUUUGGGCUGCUGAUUCUCGGCUGGAGCUUGAAGGACCCCCCCCUCCCAUUGCAAGACAGUAUGGCCCUGGCUGCAGUAUUGGAGGGACAGCUACAACUGAGAGAGGUCUCGGAGAUCCCUUUGCAGGCUAGCACUGUGGACAACUGGAGCCAGAUCCAGAACUUUGAGGCCAAGCCGGAUGAUCUUCUCAUCUGUACCUAUCCUAAAUCAGGCACCACAUGGAUUCAGGAAAUUGUGGACAUGAUUAAGCAGAGUGGAGAUGUGGAGAAAUGUCAGAGAGCCAUCAUUCAACACCACCAUCCUUUCAUUGAGUGGGCUCAGCCGCCCCAGCCCUCUGGGGUUGAAAAAGCCAAAGCAAUACCCUCUUCACGGAUACUAAGGACUCACCUUCCAACUCAGCUGUUACCUCCAUCUUUCUGGGAAAAAAAAAACAGCAAGUUCCUUUAUGUAGCUCGAAAUGUCAAAGACAACAUGGUUUCCUAUUACCAUUUCCAAAGGAUGAAUCAAAUUCUUCCUGACCCUGGUACCUGGGAAGAGUAUUUUGAAACCUUCAUAAGCGGAAAAGGUACUGUGGGGGAUUGGAAAAACCACUUCACUGUGGCUCAGAAUGAGAGAUUUGAUUAAAUCUAUAGGCAAAAGAUGAAAGGAACAUCAAUAAAGUUUUUGACAGAACUCUGAGCAACAUGUUCAUAGAAAGUGGAUGACAAGAAUGGGGAAACGAUCUUCAGUUCUUCAGCCCAGCCCAAAGAAUCUCUGAAAGCAUUUCAUAAAAGUAUACAAUUAUGGCACCACUGUCUUUGUGAUUAUCAACAGUGUGUACCAGCUUUAUUUUUUAGAAGGAUCAUGUUCAGUGCUUAUUUUCUCAACCAUUCUUUCCAAAGUAAGAAAUAAAGUGGCUUAAUAAACAAAAUAAAAUAUAAGACUUGAAUACUGCAA